Molecule: messenger RNA, 7415 nt
Organism: Orbicella faveolata
Lineage: Eukaryota; Metazoa; Cnidaria; Anthozoa; Scleractinia; Merulinidae
Biological process (GO): DNA repair; regulation of transcription regulatory region DNA binding; DNA damage checkpoint signaling
Cellular component (GO): nucleus
Molecular function (GO): histone H3K79 methyltransferase activity
Source: RefSeq, a predicted model, not a curated record
GUCGUUUGACGUGUUAACUUUCACGUUAAAAACUCCGCUCGAGAACCCGUCUGCUUCAAACUCUCGAAUCGUGUCGCUGUUAAAUUUUGCUUGCCACAGGUGUACAACAAUACCACAAUUAUUUUAUCGUCCUUUAUCCAAUCAGAAAGCUUAGAAAUAACAUGUGAUCGGACGCGUGCAGCUGAGGGUCUCAUGGCGCGGUCGCGGAUUUGAGAGGUGGCAACAAAAAUGGCGUCUGGAGAAGGCUAGGGUCUUGAUUUCAGUCUUUGGUGAAGGAUUUUGGAUAACAUUAACAUCUUACGGAACGAUAUGGCUCUGGAGUUAAAGUUGCACAGUCCUGCUGGAGCAGAGGCUAUUGUAUAUACGUGGCCGCUACAGAAAUCGGACGGCAGAGAUGAGGCGGCAGAAAUUGUGGAGACCAUCAGAUGGGUGUGUGCUGAUUUUCCAGAGCUGAAACUCGCUGUUGAGAACUAUGUUCUUCGUGAGUUUGAUCCGAGCAGCUUUGAGAGCAUGUCCAAACUCUGCGAACGAUACAACAGAGCGAUCGAUGGAAUUUUACAAUUGUGGAAAGGCCGUGCCCCUCCUACAUGUAUCAAUGUUCCGCCAUCCCAAGAACUUCUGCGUCAUAUUAUACAGCAGGUUUACAGUCACUCUGUUAAAGAUCCUGAUAAGUUGAAUGAUUAUGAGCCAUUUUCUCCCGAGGUAUAUGGUGAAACAUCAUUUGAGCUCGUGGCCCAAAUGAUAAAGGAAGUUCCCAUGAGUCGUAAUGACGUUUUUAUUGAUCUGGGAAGUGGUGUCGGUCAGGUGGUGCUACAAGUUGCGGCUUCCGGAAAUGUGAAGGAGUGUUAUGGUAUAGAAAAAGCAGAAAUACCGGCAAAAUAUGCUGAGGAUAUGGAUAGGGAAUUUCGUAAAUGGAUGCGCUGGUUUGGCAAAACACACAAACCUUACAAGCUUGAAAAAGGUGAUUUCCUUGACAACAAGAUGAGAGAAAAGAUACAGUCUGCAGGAAUUGUGUUUGUCAACAAUUUUGCAUUUGGACCAGGAGUGGACCACAAACUAAAGGAACGAUUUGCCUCUAUGAGAGAAGGUGCCAAGAUCAUUUCAUCCAAAGCAUUUUGUUCACUAAACUUCAGAACCACUUCUCGUAAUUUAUCAGAUAUCGGCACUAUACUACGUGUUUCUGAGCUCAAGCCCAGUGGACGUGCAGUAUCAUGGACAGGAAAACCAGUCUCAUAUUUUGUCCAUGUCAUUGACAGGACUUUACUCGAGCAAUAUUUUGCUGACCUCAAGAGAAGAAAGGAGGGCCGAGACUACAGUGACACGAGCAGCUUAAGUGACUCAAUGGCAAGCAUUCCAAACUUUGAAGAACUGGAUGACGUUCUCUUUGGAGUCUCGACCAGACACCAAUGGAACCAGCUCAUCAACCAAAUUGAGGCUACUAACAAGGCAAAUAAAAGUGGGAGUAGAAACCGGAAGAGAAACAAUAACUCCAAGAUUGUGCUACAAGAACAGAACAGUGACAUACUUUCUGUAGGACAAGAACAGAAGGGCGGGGCUAAGGGACGGCAACCAUCAUUUGCACAGAAGGUUAGAAAGAAAUACCAGAAGCAGCAAAACAAAAAAGCCCAGAAACUGAAAAAGGGUGUGAAGAAUAGCAAAGGAAAAGGAAAACAAAAGCCAAGACCUAAGAAAAAUUCCAUGACAAAGGUGAGAACAAAGCAGACAUCCAAAGCAAGUGAAAAAAGACAGAGGGACUCUCUUGCUGUGACAGCCUUGGAAAAUGCAACAGUAGCUGCUUUACAGAGCCUUCGAAAGAGGAGUGGCCAGAGCCAUGGAAUGAGAAUUUCGUCAGCAUCUCCACCACCCAUACUUAACAGCUUCAGUAUAGAGCAGUGCUUCCCUGCCCUGGAACAGCUUAUGGAUGUUUACCGUUACCAGUUUCUUCACUUCAUUUGUCACAUGCAUUCAUCUGAAUACAAAGAAAAUCUCAAGAGACAGAUUGAGGAGCAGAAGGCAAGGAAGAAAGAAUUGAUGGGAAAAGUUAGUCAAGCAGAACACCAUGUUGAUUCGUUACAAAAGGAAGCUUUAGGAAAUCUUCAAUUACGUAUGAACGAGAUUGGUUUAACAGCGAAGACUCCUCGAGAGCUACUCAUGAAGGCUGGAGAGCUGUUAGGAGAGCACAAGAAGAUGAAAGACAAAGUCAAACGGCUGGAGAAGGAAGUUAAACAUCUGGAGAAACACAAGAACCACCACUCUCUUGGUGAAAGAAAUUUUGCGAAGGACGGAAAGCCCGCCAAUGGAGAAGUUGGUGUUCUACAAAAAUUGGGGAACUCUCCAGCUAAAGUCCAAGAGAGCCUAAUGAGCCACCUUUACGAAGAGUUAGCGAAACGAAAGGCAUUGGUUGAGAAAGUUAACAAGCUACAGAGCGAGGUUGACCAACUGGACUCCAGAAAGGCAGUGCCUGAAAAGACUAGCUUCUCCCCCUCACCGUCUUCAACAAGUGUAUCCGCAUCAACAAGUACAGGGAUCUCUAUGGUGCCUUCUGCACAAACCAUGAAGGCAGUCACGACUCCAUCCUCUGCAAGUUUAGGUUCACCCGGUUUGUUUGGCAGCCAUUCUCAGAAGUCUUUAGGCUCAAUUUCACCUGGGAGUGAUUCGUCUCCGAGUCCCAUUUCGAAAUCAUCAGGAGUUAUGUCAGUUCCAUUUUCAUCGAUGAAUCCCUCCAAAUCCCAGGCGCAACCACAUCACUGCAGUACGCAAGCUCAAGUUAUCAACGCUUGUCGUCCUUAUUUGGUGCAAUCUGUAGGUUUACCGAUGCAGAUGGUCACGUACAUCGAUAAAGAUGGCAGAGCGAUCACUUCUGCUCCUAACACGAAGCAAAUGAGUCAAAAAGGAAACGGCGCUAAAAAGAAGUCGCGUGCGACUAACCAAUCAAAACAGGACGCCAGCGUCUCACUUCCGUCUUCACCAGCGUUGUUGAGCCCACGGACGGUUAGUACAGUGGUCUCUCCUUCUAUUCCAGCAGGUUCUGUGAGGCAGUCACCAAGUGUCUCUCGUCCCCUUCAGCCUCUUAUCACCUCUCCAGUGACACCAGUGAAUGCCUCACCCCGCCCUAGAAGCGAGCUGCUGUCUCCCGUGUCCUUGCUGACAUCACCCGUGACACCGACACCUGUUAGGCAGGUGACUCCUAUGACAUCUGGCAGCGAAGUGCCCCCGAUGGUGUCCUUCGCUCAGAAUGGACUCUCUUACAUCUCUCCGCUGAGUCCUCUGUCGAUCAUGUCUGCUGCCGCUUCUCGGACACCCACCUCUCGCGUCACACCCCUGAGUUCCCUGUCUGCCUCUACAGAGAAAUACUUGAACACUUUCGCGACACAGAUGGCCACAACAACUUCAACGCCCUCGUUCUCCAGUGCCUCGCAGAGCUCGUGCGUUUCCACCAACCAGUUAUCAUACGUGGGCAGAGCUCCAUUUCCAAACACGGACUUAUCAACGGACCACAGUGCUGGUAUCAAACUGUUGUGCGAUCUGCUGAAUGAUACGUUGCCUGAACAGCCGCCGCCUCUUGUAGCAACAUCCCUUGCUGCGCGGUCUCUAGGAACGCCGACGUCUUUAGCUACAGCCUCUUCUAUCCAGGAUUCCUCUAGAGUAGAACAAAGACGACACGUGGAUACCCCACCAUCUCUACCCAGUAGGAGCGCAUCCAAGUCUCCUAAAACCCCUCCCGUAGGAAAUGUUUCUGCAAGUCCGUUGCCUGGAGCUGUCACAUCUUCCAUGGAGCAGCCGAGUUCUGCUCAACGGACUCCAACGCGCAGCGCAACCUCACCAACAGGCAAGAAGAGGUCUUCACCUUUUACUAUUGACAACCUCGUAAGUUCAACCCCGGAAACCCAAACAGGGAAUAGCAAAAGUCCGAAAGGGAGAGAAGUGGAAAAAAGGCACCCGAGCCCUGCAACAACCAGCAAUGGCAGCCCUAAAGCCAGAAAUAAGUCACCUUCAACAAACUUCAGCAUUGCGCAUAUAACGCGUGACAUGAACUCGUCGCGUGACAUGAACUCGCCAAACAUAUCAAGUAAAACCCGCAUGCCUUUUGUGACAAGCCCUGGCACUUACCCAUUGCCAACAUCAGUUUUCUCAGACGAGGUGAACCAACACCAGCGAAGAAUAUCUCCAUCAUCGCCAAAGUUGUCACCUCCAGAGCAAGGUUGUCGUGUUGAAUCUAGCGGCAUAGCCCCUUCAAACAUGGCCCAGAGCUCCACAGGGGCUGACAGAAGUGGUCGUGUUCCUGCUCCAGUUCUUACGGGCCCUGAUUCACAUUCUGCACCCGCUGUAAGAACACCCACUGAAGUGGAUCCACCGGGUCAUGGUAAAUCAAAUGUGGUCUCGGACGUGGUGUCGAAACGUGUUCCUCUCCAAGAUACAAAAACAGAUAGUCCUCGUAAAGAGGUUUCAGUGGACGAACCAAAGACUGACCCUUCUCUGGGUCAUCAUUUCGCAGACAAGGAUCGCAGUAGUAAAGAAACUGCUGUGGCAAAUCGUGCGACUGUCGUCGCUAAAACUGCGUCCAGCGAGGUGAGCUCCUCCAAUACUUCCGUGGACAAGACAUCUUCGAGUACUUCUUCCCCAACAGAAAACCCUAGCGCCACCUUCUUUCCCGAGAUUCCUCUCGAUAUGAUACCGCUUCCCAGCGGAAAAAGACCCAGCCCUAAAAAAAGAACAAGCCCAACUAAUUCGUCAGGCCGGAAGCGUUGUUCUCCUGUGCCCCAGGCUCCCAAGUCCGCGAGUCCCGACUCGGAGGUCAGCAGUCUUAUGGCCAAUGAAACUCUUCCCCAGUCUCCAUCCAUCUCGUCGUCAGUUUCCAAGGCGGGGUCAGCGGUGUUAGAAGGCCAGGCUCCUGUGCUAGUGGACAGCAACCCCUGUUCUGCUCGUAGCCCGAUACCUGUAGCACCCUCCCCGAGGCUGCACUCUCUUACCGGAGUGUCGCUGCCUUCAUUUGGAAGUGUCUUUUCGCCCACAAAAGAAGGAGAGUCUGCGAAGUUAAAGAAAAACAGUUCUGAAGCUUCUGAAAAGCCCAGCCAGUCAGCAAAGCAAACCUCGGAGCCUCCUGCAAAGAAACGUAAGCGAAAAGAGAAAAAGAAAACUCCCGGUCAAGCCAUUGGAGCUCUGAGUUUGUUGGUCCAGUAUGAUAGCGAUAGCACAAGCUCUUGCGGGACUCACACCGAAAGUGACGACAGCUCUGGGCAUAGUGGUAGCCCGGUCAGCGGCACACCUAGCCCUGUUGUCGUGGAAACGAGCUCGGACUCUUCUCGGCAUCAGUCUUUGGGGGCGUCACAGGAGGUGUCGGCGAACAGCGUUUCCCAGCUCAAUGGCGGUACGCCGAAAAACGGCGGCGGUGGUGGAACUGCCCACAAGAAACGCCCCAGCAAUGGAAAGAGCCCCGUGGAGAAGAAGAAGCCCAGAGGAGGCAGUACCUCACGAGGCGACCCUCAUCCUCCGUUAGUGAAUCUUAACGACACUGUGGCAUCCAUGCAGCAGUUGAAGGGCGGGGCACCCAACGCUCCAAUGCCCGGCAAUUCUCCUUGUUACCAGGUCUACUCGUCUGCGUAUCCGGCUUACCCGACUCCUGGGAGCCAGUACUCGGCGGCUGGCGUGUCUGGUUAUGCCCUGCCCAGUUUUUCUCUUCCAACUGGCUCGCUGAACUUUCCCUCGCCAGGUCACUCUCAAUAUGCUGCAUCCCUGCCGCAGUACUAUCCCGGGGAUGCACAUCAUGCUCCCCCCGGCUACAGCACAUCACCGGGCGCAUACUUCCCUCAGUGGCGGACCAGUUAUGCUCCUAUGCAGUGUCAAGGCUCAUUACCUCCGAAAUUCAACUAUGCAAACAGUGGGAACAAUGGGAAAAAUGUGUAUAGAUAAAUACUAGUAUACAAGGAUUAGUCUAUUUAUACUACAUAUGUAUGUAUAAAUUUAUCAUAGGUGCAGAAACUUUGGUUGACUAUUUAUCAUAGUGGGGAAUUGAUUUCUCAAGGGGGUCUCGUUGGGGAGAACAUUUUUGUGCUUUAGGAAAACAAUGUUUAAAUUUUUUUACGUAGGAAUCACGGACUUUUAUGCUUUUUACAAUUUCUCUGAUGGAUUCUGUGUUAGUGGUCUUAGGAUCACUAAUUUCAUCUUCGUUUUUCUUUUCGUCCGUUUUAAGUCUUUUUUUAAACUAUUGUAUUGAUUCUCGAGUAAGGACCCUGUUCGGUCGGAAGUAAAAGUGUAAAUAAGCCGCGUUAUUCGCUAGAGACGUUGCUAAGUAACAGUGACGCAUCGUGAUGACGACGGUGUUCGUCCUAGUUUUUUGAUUGGACAGAAAGAAUCGGGAAGUUAUCGGGAAUUCUUCGUGAUUUCCGCGAACGAUCCUUGUUUCCUUUAUGUCCCUGUUCAUGUCGUUGAACUUUGAGGUAAUUCACUUGUUUUCCCCUUUAAGUUUCGUUCGUUCAUCCGUUGUUUGUCCUCUGCCUGGCAUACUGGGGUUCUAGACUCAACUGCUCUUUUGCUGAAACAAAAUGCAACGCUUUCACUCAGCUGCGCACACUGGCUCCCACUUUCAGAAUGGAAUGAAAGCUACUGAGCAGUACUUUCAUGUGGUACUGUUUAUUAUGCUUUACAAGGUGAUUCUAACUUCUAAGUCUGGAUGAAACCUUAAUAUGUGACCAUUCAAAUGAAAGCUGUUGAGCUGUACUUUUAUGUGGUACUGUUUAUUAUGCUGUGCAAGGUGAUUCUAACUUGUAAAUCUGUGGAUGAAACCCUAGUGUGUGAUCAUUCAUGUGGUCCAGCUUCUUUGAGACCUUGUUUUCGAUUUCGAAUUCGGUCAGUCUUUGAGAGUGAGACAAUACGUUUUAAAAUGUGUUGUUCUGGUUCUUCGCGCGUUGUAGCGCGUCCUGUUUAAUUAAUAUCUCGAACCCUUUAAUUCCAGGGAUCAAAAUGUUCAACUCGUUUCGUUUCUCGUUUCGUUUCAUUUUCUUUUGAUGUAACUUAGAGAAAUUUGUGAUACAUGAAGAUUUUAGCCUCUGGUCAACAUCAAUAUUCAAAUUCUCAUUACUAGUCUUCAUACAUUUCCUAUGGAGUUAGUUAGGAGAAUUUGGUGAUCAAGUAUACUUAAAUUUUGAUGCUUAUCAUUCUUGGGGCUUAAAGGGUUUUAGAUUUUGACGAUAUUGCAACUUGAGUUGAAAAUUCACUAUUUCUCCGUUAUUGGCAAAACAUGGGAAGACUGUAAUCUUUUUUCAAGCAAAAUCCUGGAUCCUUCAUUGUAAAUAUUAUUGAUAGAAAAACUGUUGUUUAUUGAACACGUCAGAAAUAUACGCAGCGGCAAAACUUGUUUAUGCCUGACGAGAAAAGAAACGCUAUUUUUAUCAAUAAAAUCUUACAUGUUGUAUAAA